UUUUAGUAUCGUACCAACGUUUAAGAGCCUCGAAUAAGUUUUAUUAGUUAGUUCAAUGUUACAAAAAUGCAAAGCCACAACAAAUUUAGUGAAUCUGUUAAAAACAUCCUUUUUUAUAUGUCGAAUAUUUGGACUACUGUCUUUUGAAAUUAGAGAUGGGAAUAUUAGAGAAUCUCAAUCUGGGAGUAUUUAUUGUUCAGUUAUCAUUUUCUUUUCAAUGAUUGUCUCAUUAUUUUUUUUGUAUGCAACAAACGUUUCAGCAUUUAUGAAUAGGAUCAGUACAUGGACACUACAGGGAAAUUUUUUUUAUACGCUUUCUAGCUUACUAUUAUUAUCAAAUUAUAUCUUUGGAUCAUCUAUUAUAAUAAUUUUAAAAUAUCUCUCGUCAACUGCAGCUAAACUGCCGAAAGAAAAGUUACAAAAAAUUACAAAAUGGGCGUAUUUCAAAGAUAUAACAUUGUUAAUUCUAUUAAUGGUUCAUACGCCAAAAAUAUUUUCUGGGCCUCUUUCAACAAAGCUUUUAAAAUUACAUCUCUCUUAUUUGGUGCAAUCAUUAUUUUUUUUAGAUUUUCAAUACAUUAAUUAUGUAUAUAUUUUAGCCAGUUGUUUUGAAUUUAUAAACGAAGAACUAAUCAGCUUGAAAGAAAAUGUUCUCACGGAACAAUCGCAUCUACUCAGACGAGUCUAUCAUAAUCAAUUUAAUCCUCUAUUAUUUAUAAAAUUACAUUAUUUAAAACAAUGGCAUUAUGAGCUCAAUGAUAUUAUUAGAAAAAUGAAUGCUACUUUUAGCUUGCAAAUUGUUUCUUCUAUAAUUAUUACGUUUAGUGAAUUAACAUUUGGGUUAUAUUUUUAUAUUUAUGAUUUGCUACACAAUAAACAAAGACCAACUGAUCAGGAGUGUUGGUAUUUAUAUUAUUACGCUGUAUUGUUUUAUUUUUCUUUAAAAUUAUUACUACUCACAAUGGUUUGCCAGUUCGUUAAUGAUGAAAACUGCAAAACUUGCACAAUUAUAAAUGAAAUUAUAAUAAAUACUGAUGAUAAAUUUUUCAAAGAAGAAGUACAUAUCUUUUCCUUGCAGUUAUUACAUACAAAUAGUGCAUUCAUUGCUAAAGGUGUACAAUUAGAUGCAUCACUUCUAACAACUAUGUCAAAAGGAAUAUUUACAUAUCUCUUAAUAUUAAUACAAUUUUCUUCUACAAAUUAACCAUUUAGAUUAAUUUAUUUUGCUACAACGGAGUAUGGUUUUGCUGUGAGAAUGAUUUUCUCAAAAAUAACUGAUAAAAAUAACCAGAUAAACAGUUAUUGGAAUAAUAAUCUAACAUAAUUGCAAUUUUCAAAAAUUAGUCGCCAACAAUAAAAAAUAAUAAAUUAUUUAAAAAAAAAUAAUUUCGUACAGUAUCGAAAACAAUUGGCUUACCAAUUCAUCCAGUAUUAUGACGAGUCCAACUGUGAAAUGAA
Phymastichus coffea is the source of this 1458-nucleotide messenger RNA. RefSeq lists its product as uncharacterized. The record is from RefSeq and is a predicted model, not a curated record. Lineage: Eukaryota; Metazoa; Arthropoda; Insecta; Hymenoptera; Eulophidae. Gene Ontology annotation, biological process: sensory perception of taste. Gene Ontology annotation, cellular component: neuronal cell body; dendrite; membrane. The transcript is spliced from 3 exons. The coding region runs from base 56 to 1204 and encodes 382 amino acids.